Messenger RNA from Sinocyclocheilus anshuiensis, 2130 nucleotides. RefSeq lists its product as uncharacterized. The transcript is spliced from 4 exons. The coding region runs from base 729 to 2051 and encodes 440 amino acids. Gene Ontology annotation, molecular function: DNA-binding transcription activator activity, RNA polymerase II-specific; RNA polymerase II transcription regulatory region sequence-specific DNA binding. NCBI's taxonomy places the organism in Eukaryota, Metazoa, Chordata, Actinopteri, Cypriniformes, Cyprinidae. Gene Ontology annotation, biological process: regulation of transcription by RNA polymerase II. The record is from RefSeq and is a predicted model, not a curated record. Gene Ontology annotation, cellular component: nucleus.
UAAAUAGUGCUUUAUAAGGGUAUCUGUGCUUAGAUUUGUGCCUCGAUAUACACCCAGUCUGGUUUUGGCAAUCUGGACCCACUUUAAUAAUCAUUAGAAUUUACUUAUCGAUUACAUUUCAAAAGGAAAUACAUUUCUAAAACGCGAAUGCAGUGAACUUUAAUCGAGAUCAAGCGGGACAUCAAAGAGUUUUGCUGACUGAUAUUUGGACUCGAGGCUGAAGUUCGGAUUGAACUCGAGCCGUUAGUUUGGACUUUGCGCUGAGGGGCGCGGCGGCGGAUGGAUACGAGCUCAUGUGAUGCGGUUACUGUUUGGUUUGACGUGAUACUCUGUUCUCCAAAACUUUUGAACGCUUUAUCGUGUAACCGAUCAGUCUCGACGUCAAAUGAAGAAGAGUGAGACAAUGUUCUACUAAAUUGAAAACGUGAGCUCCUCCAUUGCGAUUUACUGCGCUCACAGAAGCACUUCAGACCGGACCACCUCAGCACGAUGGAGUUUCAGUUUUUCGCAUCUCUUUCCUGUAUGAGGAAUUUCUUCGAUUCUCAUGCAUUGUACGCAAUUCACCAUUUCAACCGAAAUACAGCAAAUUGUGGCGGCAUAGGUUAUUCCCAGGAAGACUCCCCUCAUUUGCACAGCCGGCUUAAGAGCUCCCUCUUUCCUACUGGCUAACGAAGGCCAAUCAUAGGCGGAGGGAGGAGUCUGCACAGACGUAGGACUAAAUUGAUUGGAUGACAAAAACUUUUGACGCUUACCCAAACUCAACUUCCACGGAAUCCUCUCCUGGUUCCUCUAUCCCACCUUCACCUCUGGAGCAUGAUGUCCAAAUGCCCUCCGACUUGGAGGUUAUGACCACUCUUCUUAAAGAAGAACUGGCUCAACUGGAGGAUUAUUACCUGUAUGAAUCGACACCUAUGAAAUUGGAGAAAUGGCAAAAAUGUGACAAAAGCUUACAAGCUAUGGCUACACAGUCAUACUAUCAGUUGCCCUGCGCUUCGUACAAUGUAAACCAACCUGAAACAAAUCCCAGGCUGGUUUCCCUGGCAACUGGAGAUCUCGACCUGCGAGGCUUCUGUGGGGGCUCCAUGAGCCGACCGAAAACGAAAAUGUCUCGACCUGGCCCCUACAGCUACAUUCGGACACACUGCAAUAGCCAAAGAAUAUCAGCGAAUGGAUGUAAAGACGUCGAGGUGUUUGAGAAGGAAAUGUGGACUUUCAAAGGGACUCAUUCAGGUUACGCAGAGUUGGCUUUUGACCAGUGCUCUGUUGACAAAUCCUACGGAAAGAGCCACGCGAGCACAAAGAAGGUUCGAGAAUGUGCCAUACUGUUGAAGGAAGAAGAAAAAAGUUGCUUCACGGAAGAUGUGUUUUACCGAGCGGAGAUGAUGAGAAGUUACGAUCUCGGUGGGUCCCUGGAAUCCCACCACAGGCGAGAGGGCCAGAGCCAUGGGAUGAAGAUGGUCAGCCACGACGGGAUUGCGAUGCCCAUUUUGCAGUGCACCGAGAGCGAGAGCUGUCCACCGUAUAAACAAUCCGAAGUAGCCGAGUGCUACUUUCAUCAGAUUACUGCCAAUUUAGAGCCAUAUCACGGCUUCAUGAAUGAAAUCGAUCAGCCAAUCAGAACUGGGGCUGUUGAUAUCCAGAAUAAUGACUACUUGCACCACGAUUGCCUUGGGGACCAAAGCUUUGAAUGUCUGUCCGGAGACAGUGUUGGGUCCUCUUUGGAGUUGCCUGUCCAGAAACCACUACAAAGGUCACGGGAAAGUCAGUGUGUUUUUAAACCAGAUGUUAAAGUAGGUUCCUUGGAGAGAAACCACGGAGAACGCAAGCAGAAGAAGAGGGAUCAGAACAAGUCCGCUGCCCACAGGUACCGUCAGCGUAAGAGGGUGGAGCUGGACUGUUUGGAGGAGGAGCUUCAUGGUUUGGAAGGGCAGAACAGAGAACUUCGGGACAAAGCAGAAUCUGUAGAGAGAGAGAUUCAGUAUGUGAAAGAUCUCCUGAUUGAAGUCUACAAGGCUCGCAGUCAGCGCUUAAAAGAGGAUUCCAGUGCCUAAACCGUCUCUUACCAGCAUUUCACUUAUACCAGGCUCUGACAGCAUGUUUUUAUGCUCUAAAUAGUUAGUACAAAAAAAA